AUGUCUUUUUGUUCGAACAAACAUGGAAGGAAUGGUAUCGAUUCAGUGAAAGAACUAUUCAGAUUCUCUCAUAGCAGUCCUUCGUUUCAAAUGACUAGGAAGGAAGGACCAAAUGUUCCCAAAGGAUCAUUUGAACUUAAUCGUGCUUUCUUGCCUGCCAAUCUUAGUGAAGUUGUGGAGUCUGAACCUACUGAGGCUGGAAAGAUGUACACUACUGCUGCUUCUUCUAAAUUUUUUGCAGAUGUGGAUCCAGAGGUCAAGUUUGAGAAAAACGCUCCCAAAGAGAAACUAAAAGGGAAGUUUUUGGGAAAUGCAGUGGCAGCAAGUUUGGUGAUGAUGAGAUGA
Fraxinus pennsylvanica is the source of this 345-nucleotide messenger RNA. NCBI's taxonomy places the organism in Eukaryota, Viridiplantae, Streptophyta, Magnoliopsida, Lamiales, Oleaceae. The record is from the annotation of a GenBank genome assembly.